AUGUGCAGCUCGCGCCGUGCCGAGGUGCCUUCGGGCUCCACCAACAUCCAGGGCCGUGAGGUCCUCCCCACCAACGUCAAGCCCGUCCACUACGACCUCACUCUCGAGCCCAACUUCGAGACCUUCAAAUAUGAUGGAACUGUGGUGAUCGACCUCGAGGUCGCCGAAGAUACCACCUCCAUCGCCCUCAACGCCAACGAGCUCGACAUCCAGAAUGCCGUCGUCUCCGCCCAAGGCGCCGUCGUCACCUCCUCCCCCGAGAUCGCCGUCGAUGCGGACAGCCAGGUUGCGACCAUCCGGUUCGCCGAGACCAUCCCCGCUGGGACCACUGCCCAGCUGAAGCUCGCCUUCACCGGUAUCCUCAAUGACAACAUGGCCGGCUUCUACCGCUCGUCCUACAAGCUGCCCUCCGGCGAGACCAAGUACCUCGCCUCCACGCAGAUGGAGCCCACCGAUGCCCGUCGGGCCUUCCCCUGCUUCGACGAGCCCGCUCUCAAGGCCAAGUUCACCGUCACUCUCAUCGCCGACAAGGACAUGACCUGCCUGGGCAACAUGGACGUCGCCUCCGAGACCGCCGUCGGCGAGACCAAAAAGGCCGUCCGCUUCAGCACCUCCCCCCUCAUGUCCACCUACCUGGUCGCCUUCAUCGUCGGCCACAUGAACUACAUCGAGUCCACCGCCUUCCGGGUCCCCAUCCGCGUCUACGCCACCCCCGAUCAGGACAUCGAGCACGGCCGCUUCUCCCUCGACCUGGCUGCCCGCACCCUCGCCUUCUACGAGAAGGCCUUUGACAGCGACUUCCCCCUGCCCAAGAUGGACAUGGUCGCCGUUCCCGACUUCAGCGCCGGCGCCAUGGAGAACUGGGGUCUUAUCACCUACCGCAUCGUCGACGUCCUGCUGGAUGAGAAGAACAGCGGCGCCUCCCGCAAGGAGCGCAUCGCCGAGACCGUCCAGCACGAGCUGGCCCACCAGUGGUUCGGCAACCUCGUCACCAUGGACUUUUGGGACGGCCUUUGGCUCAACGAGGGCUUCGCCACCUGGAUGUCGUGGUACUCCUGCAACAGCUUCUACCCCGAGUGGAAGGUCUGGCAGACCUACGUCAUUGACAACCUGCAGAGCGCUCUCUCCCUCGACUCGCUCCGCAGCAGCCACCCCAUCGAGGUUCCCGUCAAGCGCGCCGACGAGAUCAACCAGAUCUUCGACGCCAUCUCCUACUCCAAGGGCUCCUCCGUCCUGCGCAUGAUCUCCAAAUACCUCGGCGAGGAGACCUUCCUGCAGGGCGUGCGUGACUACAUCAAGAAGCACGCCUACGGCAACACCGAGACCGGCGACUUGUGGGCCGCUCUGGCCGCCGCCAGCGGCAAGCCCGUCGAGCAGGUCAUGGACAUCUGGACCAAGAACGUCGGCUUCCCGGUGGUCAGCGUCACCGAGGACCCGGCCACGUCGACCAUCCGCCUGCGCCAGAACCGCUUCCUCCGCACGGGUGACGUGCGCCCCGAGGAGGACACCACGCUCUUCCCCGUCAUGCUGGGCCUGCGCACGCAGAACGGCGUCGACGAGAACACCAUGCUGCGCGACCGCGAGGCCGCCUUUCCCGUCCCCAAUCUUGACUUCUUCAAGCUCAACGCCGACCACUCGGCCCUGUACCGCGCCUCAUACACGCCCGAGCGCCUCGCCAAGCUGGGCCAGGCCGCCGCCCGCGGCCUGCUGACGGUCGAGGACCGCGCCGGCAUGAUCGCCGACGCCGGCGCUCUCGCCGCCUCGGGCUACCAGAGCACCUCUGGCAUGCUGUCCCUGCUGCAAGGCCUCGACAGCGAGACCGAGUUCGUCGUGUGGAACGAGAUCCUCACCCGCGUCGGCAGCCUGCGCGCCGCCUGGCUCUACGAAGACACCACCACCAAGGACGCCCUCAAGGCCUUCCAGCGCGCGCUCGUCAGCGCCAAGGCCCACGAGAUCGGCUGGACCUUCACCGAGAACGAUGGCCAUAUCGAGCAGCAGUACAAGGCUCUCCUCUUCGGCAGCGCGGGCCUCGCCGACGACCCCGUCAUCGUGAAAGCCGCACAAGACAUGUUCGCCAAGUUCGCCGCCGGCGACUCCAGCGCCAUCCACCCCAACAUCCGCGGCAGCGUCUACUGCAUCGUGCUGAAGCACGGCGGCGCCGCCGAGUACGACGCCGUUCUGGACCGAUCCCGCAACGCGCCCACCUCAGACGAGAAGACCACCGCGCUGCGCUGUCUCGGCGCCGCUGAGGAUCCCGCCCUCAUCCAGCGCACGCUGGGCCUCGCUAUGAGCGACGAGGUCAAGAACCAGGACAUCUACAUGCCGCUGGGCGGUCUGCGCAGCAGCACCGUCGGCAUCGAUGCCCGUUGGGCCUGGAUGAAGGCUAACUGGGAUGCGCUGUAUCAGCGUUUGCCUCCUGGUCUGGGUAUGCUGGGCACGGUGGUGCAGUUGACGACGGCUAGUUUCUGCACGGAGGCGCAGUUGAAGGAUGUUGAAGGAUUCUUUGCCAAUAAGGAUACUAAGGGCUUCGACCGCGCCGUCGAACAAAGCCUAGACGCUAUCCGCGCCAAGGUCCACUGGGUGGGACGCGAUCGGGGCGAUGUCAGCUCGUGGUUGAGCGCGAAUGGGUAUCUGGGUGGUGGGAAGUUGUAA
Aspergillus campestris IBT 28561 is the source of this 2652-nucleotide messenger RNA. Its product is annotated as M1 family metallopeptidase. The record is from RefSeq and is a predicted model, not a curated record. NCBI's taxonomy places the organism in Eukaryota, Fungi, Ascomycota, Eurotiomycetes, Eurotiales, Aspergillaceae. Gene Ontology annotation, cellular component: cytoplasm. The transcript is spliced from 3 exons. Gene Ontology annotation, molecular function: metalloaminopeptidase activity; peptide binding; zinc ion binding. Gene Ontology annotation, biological process: peptide catabolic process; proteolysis. The coding region runs from base 1 to 2652 and encodes 883 amino acids.